This is a messenger RNA of Fopius arisanus, 519 nucleotides long. Lineage: Eukaryota; Metazoa; Arthropoda; Insecta; Hymenoptera; Braconidae. The record is from RefSeq and is a predicted model, not a curated record.
AUGGAUGAUUCUUCAUCUGAUGGAUAUGCGGACGAGGAGGAAAUAUUUAGGAGUUUUGAUGAAGAAGCCAAAGUUAUUGUCGUAAUGAUAUUUGGAAGUUGUGGUUGCCUACGUUGCGAUGAAAUCACCAACCUUACGGUCGAAGAUGUGGAAGACUUGGACAAUAAUCGUUUUCUGGUAUUGAUUGGAAAAAACAAGAAUGAUUAUGCGGGGCAACUCCUCACUGGCAGUCUCUUCUACGACACUGUUAAAAAGUAUAUCUCACUGAGACCACCCGAAAAAUUCAGCAACAGAUUUUUCAUUCAGUAUAGAGAAGGAAAAUGUAUUCGCCAAGUGAUUGGGAGACAUACAAUAGGACAAAUAACAGAGAAGAUUGCUUCUUAUCUCCAACUACCAGAUGCCAAGAGACAUACUGGCUACUGCUCUCGCAGGACCUCAGCGACACUCCUUUCCGAUUCUGGUGCAAACAUACAAGUGAUUAAACAGCUGGGGAGAUGGCGUUCUGAUAUAAUUGCAUAA